Messenger RNA from Pollicipes pollicipes, 4567 nucleotides. Its product is annotated as follistatin-related protein 5. Gene Ontology annotation, cellular component: plasma membrane. Gene Ontology annotation, molecular function: protein binding. The record is from RefSeq and is a predicted model, not a curated record. Lineage: Eukaryota; Metazoa; Arthropoda; Thecostraca; Pollicipedomorpha; Pollicipedidae. Gene Ontology annotation, biological process: homophilic cell-cell adhesion.
CGCCGCCCGAGCGCCGCCGCCGCUGCCCGAGGACCGACGCUAGUUGUGCCCGAGGACCACCGCCGGCGCCCGAGGAUCGCCGGGACCGCCCGAGAGCUGUGCUGAGGUCCCGCGAGGUUCCCGCCCUCCUACAGAUGUGACGUCAAACAGCAGUGCAGCGGAAACGCGAAAGGCCAGCACCGUGCCGCAGAACAACGCCACUGCGUCACCGCGCACAACCACCAAUCAAUCGUACGAGCCCAAGCCGCCCAGCAUCGACGUGGUUGGUGCGGAGCUGACGACCAGUGACGUCAUCACGGAGAGUGACGUCGUUGAACUUCGCCCGGAUCAUCUCUGCUCCUUGCACAAGUUCCAGAAAAUGAAGGACGCGCUGCUGCAGCUGAGCAGGAAGCAGCUGGAGCGAGACGGCAGGCCUGUCGGCCGCGAGUACGUCAUCAGCAGACUCUUCAGCCAGUACGACCUCAACAACAACGGCCUCCUGGAGACGGCCGAGCUGCGCAAGGUGACGGAACAACACCAUCUGAAUGACCUGAUAUCCGGCUGUGACCUCACCGAUCUCUCCCACUUCGACGACACCAGCGGCGACGGCAAGCUCGACAUCAACGAGUUCUACAUCGCCUUCAACAAGCUAUACAGUAUCGCCAUGGUGUCGCUGGACAAAUCUCUGGAGGUGAACCUUCUGUCCGCUCUGGUGGGUGACAACGUCGAGAUCAAGUGUGACGUCACUGGGUCUCCGGCGCCCCGCGUCGUCUGGAGACGGUCGGGCCGGGAGCUGACUCAGCUGCAGGACGAGGCUCUGCGCGUGUUCCCGGACGGCUCCCUGUACCUGAGCCAUGUGCAGCUCAUCCACGCCGGCAACUACACGUGCCACGCGCGUGACAACGCCGAGGUGCUGCAGACCCACGUGCUGAACGUGCAGACGCCACCGCUGUCGGAGGUCGAUCGCCGUCUGCAGAACAAGGGCGUCGGCCAGAUGGCACACAUCCAGUGUCACGCUUCAGGAAUACCAGCACCCCAAAUCACCUGGCUGAAGAACGAGACGCCAAUCAGCCCGCAGGCGGGCAGGUAUGACGUCACGGCGGGCGGCAGCGGACUCCUGAUUGGUCCGCUGACAGUCAGUGACACAGGCGCCUACAUGUGCGAGGCGAGCAACUCCGCGGGCCACGCCCGGGCCGUCAGCAGCCUGCUGGUGCAGCAGAAGGCGCAGCCAGACGAGCCGACCGACUCGGAGAGUCAGCUGAUGCUGUUCCACGACUGGGGCAUCUCUGUGUACGACCCCAGCAGCUGCCGGCUGGAGCAUCAAAUCCAGGGCUCCGACAUUAUACCCGGCACCCAGGACUACGUGUGCGGCGGGCUGCGGCGGGCCUGCGAGUGGGGCGCGGCCGUGGAGGUGGCCGGCGUGUACGUGUACGUGACGCAGCCGAUGCUGCAGCGCGUGCUGCUCAUCAGCCGCCGGCAGCUGCUGGUGGUGGACGUGGUGUCCACGGACGAGCUGCCCGUGCAGCUGCAGUACGUGCCGCACCUCGACCAGGUGUGGGUUCUCAACUGGCGAGCCGCCGGGAACCGCGGCGUGAGAACAGUGCAGGUCAUACGCAACGCCAGCCAGAAGCGGCGCCACUUCACCGUCCACCUGCAGCCCAUCAACGACCACGUGGACCUGGUGAUGAACAUGCUGGUGCCGCCGUCGGAGCUGGCCGACCAGAAGUUCCGCUACGCCUUCGUCACACACAGCAACCACCGCGGCAUGUACAAGGUGGACAUGAAGACGCUCAACUUCGUCAAGUCGGUCGACCUGACACCCUACAACUGCGUGCCACAGAAGGCCCAGUUCGCUCGCAUCUACGGCUUCGUGGUGAUCUCCUGCAUGGAACCGGUGACGUCACGGCCCAGUGGCCAGCUGCUGUACGAUCAGCUGACGGACUCGGUUGUGAGCGCGCAACCGAGCCUGAUUGGCGAGCCGUACCUGACCCCGGACUCGGCCAGCUGCGUCACCGUCCGUCGCGGCCCGGUCACCACGCUGGCGGUGCAGCGGCUGAACGGUGACGGUCUCGUGUUCGCUUUCGACGUGCGCACGCCGCUGAACAUCAGUGACGUCACGUUCCACCCGAGCCGUUCCGGACAUGGCUACGACCUGUACGCCACCGCCCGGGGCGUGGCUGAGGUCAUGGUCAUUGACCUGGAGUCAGGUCAGGUUGAGAUCCUGACGAGCGUGGGCGGCGGCUCGCUGUCCGAGCCGGACCGCUGGGGCCGCCCGGAGCGCCCUCUGAACUCGGCCGGCCGCUUCCAGUGUCAUCUAGCGGCGGCCGACGGAGACACGCUGCUCGUGCUGAACGGCCGCACACACACGGAGAACUGCCGCGUGGCCGGGCUGCGCGGCCUGCGGCUGCAGAUCUGGCUGCAGAAGAUCGCCGACGCCGAAUAAGGCGUCGUGUGAGGCAAAGUGAUUGGAUGAGGGAGAUGGGCAUGCAGGUCCCGGGAAUGGAGACAGAGUGAGGGAUACAACAGUGAGGAAAACGGCGCUAUGAAUUACGCGGUUAAGGGCUAGUGACCACCAAGCAUGCAGUCGAGCCAGAGGACGUUGGUUUGACUUCGCCCGAUGAGGCGCAGCAUGCAUCUACACGGCUUCACUCUGGGGAGACCACAACGGCUGGUGCCGUCACUUCAUCGGAGGAGCUCGAAGAAAAGAAGAAACACCAGGGCGCCACUUUCCGAAGACGCAAAUUGCUCGCGGAUUCCGGUUUCCUUCAGCGACAGGUCAUUGGGGAGUUACAUUGGAGGUCAUGUGUGUUGCCAGUUAACGCACGGGAAAAGACGUAUGGUAGCAGACACUAAAGCGAAGAAAGGUUUUACGGAAUCAAAACUUUUGAGAACACCUUAAUGUUAAUCCCGUCAAUGGGCCUGCGUCUCCGCCUUCCCGCGUACGCUGCUAUCGUAGCGAGAGAUUGAAAUGCCCGCGGACAGAUGUCACUGCAACACAGACCAACCAAAACAAAAGCUGGGCGUGGUGGGGGCUGUAGAUGUAUGCUGCCAAAUACGAGGCCGUGUGCUCGCUUGUCUGCUUCUCAACGUGACGCGAGCCGUAAGCAGGCUGCGCUGAGCUCAGGCGUCUGCCGCAGGGCUGGCUGCGCUGGGCUCAGACGUCUGCCGUAGGGCUGCUGCGCUGGGCUCAGACGUCUGCCGUAGGGUCUGGCUGCGCUGGGUUCAGACGUCUGCCGCAGAGCUGGCUGCGCUGGGUUCAGACGUCUGCUGCAGGGCUGGCUGCGCUGGGUUCAGACGUCUGCCGCAGAGCUGGCUGCGCUGGGCUCAGACGUCUGCGGUAGGGCUGGCUGCGCUGGGCUCAGACGUCUGCCGUAGGGUUGGCUGCGCUGGGCUCAGACGUCUGCCGAGCUGGCUGCGCUGGGCUCAGACGUCUGCCGCAGAGCUGGCUGCGCUGGGCUCAGACGUCUGCCGAACUGGCUGCGCUGGGCUCAGACGUCUGCCGAGCUGGCUGCGCUGCUGAGUCUGGCCAAGGACACGGCUGGGUAACUACGGUGACAGCCGGCUGACGUGAAUGUAGGCAUCUUAAUCAGUGCUACUGGAGACAUUGUGUGCCCGGCAUUUCGAUCGCUGUAGAAAAUUCCAUGUUUACACGUAAACUCCGGGAGAGACAUGGGCACUUGAUGGCUGUAAGAUGUUCAUGUGCUAGGAUAUUCAUUCAGGUUUGAACAUCCGGUUCAUUAAUUAAUUAAUUUCAGUCCGGUUUAUGUUGCACGGUGGAGAGCUUUUCGCGUCUCGAGAGCGUUCGGUGAUGAUAUUUGCAUCGAGAUAUGUGUGUGCAUUGCUCUUGCUAUUUUCUGACUUGCCCAAUUUGGGUGAAGAGGUGCUCAUACGAGCAAGAAGACCCCGUUCCGCCGCCGGUGCUAUCGUCACGUCUACACAAGCACAAGCAGUAACGUAGUCAUCAUGCUCUGAAACUGAAGCAUGGUGGCACGUGGCUAAGAGCCUAUGCGGUCGGGGGUCAGCACGAGCACCAAAACUGGGUCAGCGAUGGCCCAGUGUUGAUGGUUCGUAGUCGGUGCUGACGUCAUAGGUCAGCUGAGAGCUGGGGCGAGUACAUUGCCAGUGAACCUAAGACACGCACUGUUCAUCAAUGGAUAGACGGAAACACUCGCAGUAUUUGUUAUCUCUGCCUUACGCAUUCCUUGCCGGGAAAAGAAGAGCGGCUCCCUCUGCCUUCAAAUUCGUGCUCCGAUGCGACUGCAGCGUGUUUGUGUCUGCAAGGUGAAUGGUAGCGUAUCCAAAUGAUCUCAUUUUAGCUUGUCAACCGCGAGGGCAUGUGACCCACAAUGACGUCAGUGUGGUGUACCAGUUCGUUCCCAUCUCGACGUCUGUUACGCGCGGCCAUGCUGUCGUCGGUUUGUGCGCUGUCGCGUUUAAGUGCUGGUCUAGCCUGUAGCAGCACGCGAGUGAAUGGGUGACGUGUGCUCUCUGUCUGUGACGGAGUUUUGUAGUACUCUCUUCAAAGGUAUUCCGAAACGCCUCAUGCAUCUGUAUUUUAUCGCGUAAUACACAGAAAAUGGAACAACGC